AAGAAGUGGGCGGUGUUAGUUGAGGGGGCGGGGCCGGAGAGGAAGCAGGACAGUGUGGCAGGUCCGGGAGAAGAGGGACAUGGAUCCGGCGCUGUGGGGCUCGGCGGUGCUGGUGGCGGGGAUCGUACUACAGUGUGAGGCGCUGCGGGCGGUGAGCGGGAAGCUGUUGCGGGAUGGGCUGCCCCGGGAACUGGUCCUUGAACUCAUCUCUACCUUCCAGCUGUGCUGUUGUGUCCGGGAACAAGCGCUGCUGGGAUGGGAGGGGGCGCUGAGCCCACACCUGGGCCUGACCCUCACCUUCCUGCUCUGCCUCCUGCAUGGACUGACUGCCCGGGCCGUGUGUAACCCCAGCGGGAGUCUGGAGCGCUACGUGCGGGGACAAGAGGGAGCCCUCCGGUCCUGCCUGCGGCUCUGCGCUCAGUUCCUGGGAGCCUGGAUGUCCCGCCUCUCAAUGCCCUCCUAUUGGCUCCUCGGCCUCUCCCCCCUGCACUCGCCCCGAGCUUCUCUCUGUCUCCGGAGCCCCCUGCACGUGACCCUCCUGCCCGGGGCCGGCGUGGAAAUGCUCUGCUCCCUGGGGAUGUUCUGCCUCCUCCAGCAACUGCCCCGACUCCCUCCUCCUCUCCGGAUCCACUCGGCUGCUCUCGCCAUCACUGGCCUCGUCUGGCUCGGAGGGAGUCUCACUGGAGCCGUCUUCAACCCGGCAUUGGCCUAUUCACUUCUGUUCCACUGUGAGGGCAACACCUUCCCUGAAUAUGUCUUUGUUUACUGGCUCGGACCUGUCGUUGGGAUGCUCCUCUCUGUGCUACUGUGUGACACAUCAGUUCCUGUACUUGAGAGAAAGACCCGGAAAGAAAAUAUUACGACUGGGUCACCCAAAAAAACCAACUGAGAAUCCAAGAAUGGACCCAGGCGGCUCCUGUUGCCAAUGAGUGAGACUCCAGCUCCGAAAUAGUCACUGUACCAAUGGGGAGGCUUUUCUGGACUGGAUUUAGGACUGACUCUUUUUUUAUUGGGGCAAAAUGAAUGUAACUGCAUUUUUUAAAUUUUGACUGUUUUUUUUUUUUUUUUUUAUAGAAAAUCUUGUACCUACUUUUGGUAUGGAAGCCUAUGCAACCCAGUGGUGCUGGCUGAGGAUGCUGGGAGUUGUGGAUUGACAAUCAAGGCCCUAUUACAAUGUAGGAGAGGAACAUUAACUCUGUUGCAGACACCUCUGUUCCUGGGAAGGGUUAACUUGGAGUGAGAGAGACCUUAAAUCCCUGGGUAUUACUGAGCCAGCUUAGUCCUCUCAUCCCCUCUCUGCAGACUUGAACACUAUUUAGUGACUUCUCCCUGUCAGCGUAGGACACACAAGUAGAUACACAGCCCAUUCAGCACAAUGGAGUAGAAGUGGAAGGCAGAAGCUGCAAGUGGCUUUAAUACCCUUAGAAGAAGCACAAGGUAUUCUGAGUGGAGGAGGGAGAGAAUAUGGGCGGGGAUAUAGAAACUUGAUAGGUCUCCUCUUAAGUGGGUGGGGCAUAAAUACACUAGUGCUUUUCUCCUUUAAGAUCAUUUUUUUAAAAUAUUUUUGGAUUUUUUAAUACCUGGAAUAUAAAGGACUCAAUUAACAAUAUGCUGCUAAUCGGUGUAAUCGCAGCUCCGGAAAGGUGCUCUGUGGUCUGGCCGUGUCCGGUUCUGGUGAUGAGCUGGUUAAACUGAAUGUAUUUUUUUUUACAUUUUUAAUGUUUUCCGAUUCUGUGCAGCGGUACAGUACUUGAAUUUUAUAAUGAACGUUUACUGUCCGUACAGAUGGAGCAUCUCUUGUUCCUGCAGAGGGUGAAAACUGUUCCGAAGUUGUGGACCAGUCACUGUUUCCUACUUGUCAGUUGAUAAAUCCAGUUUGGCCCCAUGUGCAGCUCUAGGAGAAACGCUAAUCACAUGACUGUGAAACCCCAGCGCAGCGACCUGUUCGGCCCAGGGGAAGGCCAGGUAGUGUAGCAAAAGCAAGAAGCGUCUCCUGGUGUUUCUCUGCUCAAUUCUGUUGCUAUUGUCACAUUGAUUGAUAGAUGUGAGCAGGAAAGUGGCCAGAGCUCCUUACAUGCACAGUUUCAGAAGCAGUAAGCACGAGCAAUGGAAAAUGCAAACUCAAAAAAAAAAAAAAGCCAUUCAGCUUUUCUUAUUACCAGGGCCAAUGACCUUAGCAACAGGAAAAGCAUGUUAAAGGGGUUGUUUACCCUUGCUUUGACUUUUAGCAUGUUAUAGAGUGGGAUAUUCUAAGAGAAUUUGCAAUUGGUUUUCAUUUUUUAUUAUUUGUGGUUUUUGACUUAUUUAGCUUUUUAUUCAACGGCUCUCCAAUUUGCAAUUUCAGCAAUCUGGUUGCUAGGAUCCAAAUGACCCUAGCAACCAUGCAUUGAUUUGAAUAAGAUAUUGGAAUAUGAAUAGGAGAGACCUGAAUAGAAAGAUGAGUAAUAAAAAGUAGCAAUAACAAUACUUGUGUAGCCUUGCAGACAAUUUGUUCUUUUAGAUUGGGUCAGUGACCCCCGUGUAAAAAGUAACAAAAACAAUUUGUAGCCUUACUGAGCAUUUCUUUUCUAGAUGGGGUGUUCCCCCCCUGGAUAGAGUCAGAAGAAGAAAGCAAAUAAUUAAAAAACUGUAACAAAUUAAAAAUGAAGACCAAUUGAAAAGUUGCUUAGAAUUAGCCAUUCUAUAAUAUACUAAACGUUUACUUAAAGGUGAACCACCCCUUUAAGACACUUGUUGUUUUUCUGCUAGCAGUGCUCUGUGUGUCAGGAGCCUAAUAGUUAAUUUAAAGGCAACCUGUCCCAUUCAUGGAGAUAAGACAGAAGAGUUAGAUUCUAUAGGAGAGGGACAUUUCCUAUACAGGUACUUUACCCCUGGGAAUUGUAAUGUUUCCUUUGAUGGGGUAUGUGAGCCGACAAUAUAAUUCAUUUGUUUAUGUUUUAUUUGGUUUCAUAUUGCCUUUAACAUUUCUGGUUUCAUGCAAAUUCUUACUAAAGGCAAUGUGAAUGGGUUUUUAUUGGUUUAUAGGAAUGUUGAAUGAUUGUAGCAAAUUACAUUUGGGAGUCAGUGGGAUGACCCCUCCUUUCCUGGCACCAAUAAAUCUGAUUUCAUAGGGGGAAUAAA
Xenopus laevis (African clawed frog) is the source of this 3120-nucleotide messenger RNA. It is a transcript of the gene aqp11.L, whose product is annotated as aquaporin 11 L homeolog. The transcript is spliced from 3 exons. Gene Ontology annotation, biological process: water transport; transmembrane transport. Gene Ontology annotation, molecular function: channel activity. Lineage: Eukaryota; Metazoa; Chordata; Amphibia; Anura; Pipidae. Gene Ontology annotation, cellular component: membrane; cytoplasm. The coding region runs from base 80 to 889 and encodes 269 amino acids. The record is from RefSeq and is a predicted model, not a curated record.